AUGCAAUCUCCAUUUCACUACUCAGACUCCUACUCUUCCUACUCCUCUUCACCAGGAAGCAUGGACUUCUUCUUCUACGGCGGCCAGCCCGUCUACGAUUCCCUCUGCGACAUCGACACAACCAGUUCCUUCCCCAUGCAAGAGGUCCCCCAAGAUCUUUAUGGCAUCACCAGCUCGCCCUACACAUACCAGAGAGCCCACGACUACCAAGUCUUUGACCAACCCGCCAUGCCCCAGAGCGCACCCAGCAGCUGUGGUAGCAGCUACAGCAGUAGCUAUAGCAACAGCUUCAACUUCCCCUCCGAAGACAUCCACCUACCAAGCUACCCAAUUGGCGAAUAUGAGUCCGGUGCUGAGUCUCCAGCCCCUACAUUCAAGCCGGCUAAGCCCUUCGGUUGCGACCACUGCGGCAAGUCCUUCACCCGCUUCGCAGACUUGAAGCGCCACCAGUCUAGCGUUCACUACCCUGUCUUCCGUAACUGCCCUGUCGAGCACUGCUCGCGAAAGGGUGCCAAUGGCUUCCCGCGUCAGGAUCACCUCGUCGAGCACCUGCGGUCGUACCACCACAUGGACGUGCCAAAGCGCGGUGCCUGCAAGCGCUCUGCGAAACAGAUCUCAUGA
Messenger RNA from Penicillium griseofulvum, 621 nucleotides. RefSeq names its product Zinc finger, C2H2. The transcript has 2 exons. NCBI's taxonomy places the organism in Eukaryota, Fungi, Ascomycota, Eurotiomycetes, Eurotiales, Aspergillaceae. The coding region runs from base 1 to 621 and encodes 206 amino acids. The record is from RefSeq and is a predicted model, not a curated record.